CUCUCUCUCCUUCCAUUCUCCACCCACCCGAGUGUUUUCACGGUCAGUCAGUGUCAACAGCCCAAGCAGGGACAUACGCAUAAAACUGUGCACUUUUUUUCCCCCCUGUAUUUUCUUAUUUGUGAUUUUGUCAUCCUUAUCGUCUUGUCUCAGGAAAACUAUGCUCCACGUGACAGCAGGACGUAUAGCGGGGCUUUUGUCCAGACGCGGAGGGGCUGCAUUCAGCUCCAGCAGCAGCAGGAUGGCCAGUCAUGGGCAUGUUGGGGUGACAGAACAGGCUGAUAUGUCUGUACCCCUGUACUGUGACCGACUGGACACUCCUCUGCCUGAUAGACCAUACAAGGACACCCUCAGUGCUGCAGACGAGAGCCUGAAGCAGAAGGAGAAAGGUCCCUGGAACAGCCUCUCUAAAGAAGAGAAACUUACCUUGUACAGGAUGAUGUUCAAUGAGACAUAUGCUGAGAUGAAGAAACCAACUGGUGAGUGGAAGACUGUGUGGGGCGGCAUCUUUUUCUUCAUUGGGUUAACUGGCCUGGUUGUUCUCUGGCAAACGCAUUAUGUGUAUCCCCCUCAACCUCCAACUUUUGAUGACGAAUGGCAGGCUAUGCAGGUGAAGAGGAUGCUGGACAUGCGGGUGAACCCUGUGGAGGGUUUCUCAGCCAAAUGGGACUAUGAGAAGGGCCAGUGGAAAUAGAUGAAAAGAAAUGCAGCUGAGUGUGACACGUUAAAGCCUUGCUACUUACUGGGCUUUCCCCUUUGUCAGUCUUCAUGCAUUACUAUGCAGUUCUUAUAUGCAACAUUUGAAUAUUAUCCAAUGGGCAACCUCAUAAAAUUUGAGCAAGGGAGAAAACGUCCAAAACAGUGUUUCCUCUUGGCUGACAGAAGUAAAACUUGAAAGAAAACA
This is a messenger RNA of Carassius gibelio (silver crucian carp), 904 nucleotides long. Its product is annotated as cytochrome c oxidase subunit 4 isoform 2, mitochondrial. NCBI's taxonomy places the organism in Eukaryota, Metazoa, Chordata, Actinopteri, Cypriniformes, Cyprinidae. Bases 161 to 694 code for a protein of 177 amino acids. The record is from RefSeq and is a predicted model, not a curated record. Gene Ontology annotation, biological process: mitochondrial electron transport, cytochrome c to oxygen. The transcript has 5 exons.